Molecule: messenger RNA, 2716 nt
Organism: Schistosoma haematobium
Lineage: Eukaryota; Metazoa; Platyhelminthes; Trematoda; Strigeidida; Schistosomatidae
Exons: 1
Coding region: 479-1441 (320 amino acids)
Source: RefSeq, a predicted model, not a curated record
CUGGGACAGAGAAACGAAAAUGGAGAAAGAUUUGCAAAUCUAUGUGCAUUCAACAAAUUGGUCAUAGGAGGCACAAUAUUUCCACACAAGCGUAUACACAAGGCUACAUGGAUCUCACCAGACCACACUACAGAGAACCAAAUAGAUCAUAUUUGCAUCAACAAAAAAUUCCGAAGGACAAUGGAAGAUGUGAGAACCAGGAGAGGAGCUGACGUAGCUUCAGAUCACCACCUAGUUGUAGCCAAUUUAAAACUGAAGCUAAAAAAGAACUGGACAAGUGGACAAACAGCACUACAAAGGUUCAAUACAGCCUUCCUUCGAGAUACUGGCAAACUCAAUGAAUUCAAGAUAGCUCUCAACAACAGGUUCCAAGCCUUACAGCAUCUACUUAAGGAAGAAGAAACUACUAUGGAGGACAACCGGAAAGGCAUCAAAGAAGCAUUAACUUCGACGUGUCAAGAGGUUCUGGGCCUCAACAAUGGAUCUCUAUAGAAACACUGUACAAGAUCAAAGAAGGAAGAAGAACAAAAAGAUAGCAAUUAACAACAGCCGGACACGAGCAAAGAAAUUCCGAGCUCAAGCUGAGUACAUAGAAGCAAACAAGCAAGUGAAGAAAAGCAUUAGAGCCGACAAGAAGAAAUACGUAGAAGAACUAGCAACAAUGGCGGAAAAAGCUGCUGGAGAAGGAAAUAUGAAACAGCUUUACGAUACAACGAAGGGACUAGCAAGGAAAUAUAGUAAACCAGAGAGGCCGGUCAAAGACAAAGAAGGUAGGACAUUCACUGGAAUUCAACAACAGCGGAACAAAUGGAUAGAGUACUUCGAGGAACUCCUGAAUAGGCCGGCUCCAAUGAAUCCAGUGCACAUCGAAGCAGCACACACAGAUCUUCCUAUAGAUGUCAACCCACCAACGACGGAAGAAAUCAGAAUGGCCAUCAGACAAAUCAAGAGCGCGAAAGCAGCAGGACCCGACAACAUACCAGCUGAGGCACUGAAGUCAGACAUCGAAGUAACUACAAACAUGCUUUACCUUAUAUUCAAAAAGAUUUGGGAGGAACAAGUGCCGAUGGACUGGAAAGAAGGGCACCUCGUCAAGAUUCCAAAGAAAGGAGAUCUGAGCAAAUGUGAAAACUACAGAGGCAUUACACUACUGUCAAUACCAGGGAAGGUCUUCAACAGAGUGUUGCUGAACCGGAUGAAAGAUGCAGUAGACGCCCAACUUCGAGAUCAACAAGCUGGAUUCCGUAAAGAUCGAUCGUGUACAGACCAAAUUGCAACACUACGGAUCAUCGUCGAACAAUCAGUUGAGUGGAACUCGUCACUAUACAUCAACUUCAUUGAUUAUGAAAAGGUGUUUGACAGUGUGGAUAGGAGGACAUUAUGGAAACUUCUUCGACACUACGGAGUUCCUGAGAAGACUGUCAAUAUUAUCCGGAACUGAUACGGCGGACUACAAUGCAAAGUCGUGCAUGGAGGACAGCUGACAGAUGCAUUCCAAGUAAAGACCGAAGUCAGCCAAGGCUGUCUACUCCCUCCCUUUUCCUUCUGGUGGUCGACUGGAUUAUGAGGACCUCGACAUCUGAAGGAAAACACGGAAUACAAUGGACAGCUCAAAAUCAAUUAGACGAUUUGGACUUCGCAAAUGACCUAGCCCUCCUAUUGCAUACACACGAACAGAUGCAGACAAAGACAGCCAGUGUAGCAGCAGUCUCUGCAUCAGUAGGCCUCAGUAUACACAAAAGGAAAACCAAGGUCCUCAAAUUCAAAGCGGAGAACAGCAAUCCAAUCACUAUUGAUGGCGAAACUCUGGAAGAUGUAGAGUCCUUCACAUACCUAGGAAGCAUCAUCGAUGAACAAGGAGGCUCAGAUGCAGACGUAAAGGCCAGGAUUGGCAAAGCAAGGGUCACAUUCCUACAAUUGAAGAACAUAUGGAACUCAAAACAACUUUCAACCAAUAUCAAAGUCACAAUCUUCAAUACGAAUGUCAAGGCAGUUCGACUGUACGGAGCUGAAACUUGGAGAACUACAACAACCACCAUCAAGACGGUACAAGCAUUAAUAAACAGCUGUCUACGCAAGAUACACAACAUCCAUUGGCCGGAUACCAUCAGCAGGACAGGUCUGGAUGGCGAAUGCUGGUGAGCGGCCUGUGCUACUUCACGAGGAGUCACAGGCGUAAGUAACGAGAAGAUCACGUAAAGCACAGAAUAAAGCCUCUUGUCCCAUUCUAUUUUAGUUUGGUAGUAUCACAGUAGCCAAUCACCUCCUAAAUAGUCAGUCAUUACUGAGGCGUAUUCCAACAUUCCAAAAAAGUUAGAAUCAUCCGUGAAAGGGCUGCUAUCCAACGUCGGACCUUCGAUGAAUUGCAAACCAAUGAACUCAGGAGAGGUAGUUACAACGUUGACCAUUGCACACAUCCUAAAACACCAUACACUACCCCUCCCAAAAACGGAGACACGUCGCAUACUGCUAUUGGUCCUAAAGAUAUCAGGCAGCUGCAACCAUUCAUCCUAAGCUCAAAACCUCGGCUACCCCGAAAUGCCAAUCCACUUAUGCCACAAUAGUGCCCCAGCAUUAACCUUGCGGCUCCGAUGAAAUGCCAAAAAAUACUUCUCUCAGGGACUGCUUUACUAGCUGCAACCGCUCAGGCACCACAAUACGAAGUAAUACUGAAUCCUCAGUAGAAACCCACAAGUACUCCAGCACCUUUAACACA